Schistocerca piceifrons (Central American locust) is the source of this 443-nucleotide messenger RNA. RefSeq names its product tetraspanin-3-like. The transcript is spliced from 4 exons. Bases 44 to 397 code for a protein of 117 amino acids. The record is from RefSeq and is a predicted model, not a curated record. Lineage: Eukaryota; Metazoa; Arthropoda; Insecta; Orthoptera; Acrididae. Gene Ontology annotation, cellular component: membrane.
GCCCAGCGGCCUCGUGCUGGUGCCCGGCGCCGCCAGGGACUCGAUGGGCGCCGUCAUGCGCGCAGCCCUCAGCCGAUACUCCGCAGACCUCCGGCACUCUUGGGACAGUUUGCAGAGAUCGUUGCAGUGCUGUGGUGUAGACAAUUACAGUGAUUGGCUGAAUGUUCAAGAUUCUGUCCCUUGUUCCUGUCUUGCGACAGAAAAUUGCUCCUCUACAUCAUACUUUGCUCAAGGCUGCCUGGAUGUGGCAGCAUUGGACUUAGCAGCAACAGCUUCUUUCCUGUGUGGAUUUAUUUCUGUAGCCAUCACUACUCUGGCUCUGGUGCUGCUGCUUGCAACUUGGAGGUAUGCAGCAGAGAGAAAUAUUCAUCCCGUAACUCCUCGAAUGAGCAGUUAAUAUGUUGGAACUUGGCUUGUCUCGAUUCUCAUUUCCAGAAAAAAUG